Molecule: messenger RNA, 2907 nt
Organism: Culicoides brevitarsis
Lineage: Eukaryota; Metazoa; Arthropoda; Insecta; Diptera; Ceratopogonidae
Gene: Liprin-beta
Product: liprin-beta-1
Exons: 6
Coding region: 265-2343 (692 amino acids)
Biological process (GO): neuromuscular junction development
Cellular component (GO): presynaptic active zone
Molecular function (GO): protein binding
Source: RefSeq, a predicted model, not a curated record
AUUAGUGCACCUUGUUAUGUAUUCGAACGAAAAACGAUCAUAGAUUAGUACGAAAAGCAAAAAAACGACGCAAAUUCGUGAAAAUAUGUUACAGCGGUGAAAGGUUUCCACGGAUUUGGCGAAAAAUAUACAAAAAUAGUUCUUAUCAGCAUCACUCGAGACACAAAAGUCAUCAAAACGACACAUAAACAAACAAAUUUCGCAGAAUUUCGGUGAGAUCAUCGCUUUUUGUGGCAUUUUCAAUACUCGGCGCACGAAAUUCAAAUGGGAAAGUCCGACGAAAUGGAUUCCGCGAGUAAAAUGUUGGCAAAUGCCUUGCAACAGAUGGAUGGCAUUAUCAAUCAGCAACAAACAUCAACCUUGGGCAGUUCUCGCUCGAAUGGAUCUCCCGACAUGUACGGCAUGACGACAGAUUACACGCAAAAUCAUUCCAUAAUUGCCGCAGCGCAAAAUCUGGCAUUCCUCCUGCAACAACAACAAAGUUCCUCUCCCACGGGAGCGAUUAGCAAUGCGUUUCCCGAUUCCGGCACGAUGGAGACGAUUAGUCAUUGGUUGGAUAAUCAACUACCGCGCCCUGACUCCGACGAACGUUAUCGCCGCCUCCAAUCCGACAAGGAAGCCUUGGCAUUGCAAGUUCAAGUCCUCAGUGAACAAGUUCAACUUCAAAACGAGAAAAUUGUUGAGAUGGAACGACUUAUUAAUGAAAAAAAUCGAUUAAUUUCCAACGCGGAGGAUCUUUUACAAAGAGAAAUUCUCUCCCGUUCGAGUCUGGAAACGCAAAAACUCGAAUUAAUGACUGCCAUGAGUGAAUUAAAGCUCCACAAUACCGCGCUCAAUCACGAAAAUCAAGAAUUACGUGAGAAAUGUUUCGGUCCGGCACUCGCAUCAAAGGCGCGUCAACAAAUUUUCCAAAAUAAUUCGCUCGAAAACUCCCCGAUCCAUCGGAGUCACGGUUCAUUAGCUCAAAGUGUUCUCAGUACGCCAAAAACGCCUCCAGCGACAUAUCGCCAAAAGGUUCAACUCACGUACAACAGUUUGCCGCGUCAAAUGGUGUCAAAUUGCAUCGAAAAUAACGUGGAAAAGGAGCGAAAAAAUGUCGCCUUUGCCGAUGCCGACAAAUAUAUCGAGAGCAAUAACGGCGAACGGAGAAGUCGAACCCCGACACAAUCGCCCAUCAAUGCAAGUAAAGAGAGUAAGGGCGUAAAAGGAGGGUUAAAAAGCAUUUUUGGCAAGAUGAAACGCAGCGGAAGUGGAAAUUUGGAAGAUUUAUCGCCGCCAAACGGGGAUGAUUUCAAGCGGGGAGGUGUUCGAGCAACAGCUGGUCCUCGUUUAGGCUACAAUUUCGCCGUGAAAAAGUCAGAUAAAGCCUUUAAAGACUACGACACGGAAGAUAUUUGUGCCUGGCUUGAAGAACUAGGACUGGAAGUGUACAUUGACGACGCUAAAAGAUGGUUGAAACAAGGCGCAAGCGAAUUAAUUGCCGCUGGACCUGAAAAAAUCGAAAAAGAAUUGAACUUGAAGUCGCCGUUGCACAAAAAGAAACUCGUACUUGCCUUGGCAGACGUUACAAAUCAAGAAACAGACGAACUUUUCAAAAAUGCGGGGAAAUUAGAUCUUCAUUGGGUCCUCAGAUGGCUCGAGGAUAUCGGUUUGCCGCAAUAUAAAGACACAUUCACAGCUGCCAAGAUGGAUGGGCGCAUGUUACAUCGCCUGUCGAUGGAUGACUUGACCCAUUUGCAUAUUUCGUCGUGUUUGCAUGUCGCAAGUUUACGUCGCGGAAUCCAGUUGAUGCGACUUAAUGCGUGGAAUGAUGAGGUUUUGAUACGAAGAUCGGGAACGGAUAGCGAUGAUCGCGAUAAAGUUCAACUUUGGACAGCGCAUCGGGUUUGGGAUUGGUUGAGAGUUGUCGAUUUGGCGGAAUAUGCGCCGAAUUUGAGGGGAGCAGGCGUUCAUGGGGCAUUGAUGAUGUACGAACCGAAAUUUACGUCGGAGUUGUUGGCUGAUUUACUUAGUAUUCCGCCGAGUAAGACGCUGUUGAGACGUCAUUUGAGCACGCACUUUAAAGAGCUUUUGGGUAGAGAUGUGAUUCAGAUUAAGCGAGAUGCCGAAAAUACUCUGGGAUAUCAACCGUUGACUUUAUACUCAAAAAUUAAGAAAAAAUCACAAUUCUCCUUGAUCCGAAAGCGCAGCUUCAAAGGUUCCAUUAACGAAACCGACACAUCCGAACUCGUUUGCCCAAUGACGGACUCCUCAGACGAUGAUAUUAGUCAAGCAAGAGAAAAAGAACUAAGCAAAGAUAAAUCUAGCCGCAUGAAAAUGACUGGAUGUUUAUCGCCGCAGUAAGUGUCUUUGUUUUUGCCUAUAAAUAUUUUUUUUUUUUAUAAAAUUUAUCAAGACAAAAGUUGUAAAUUUCGCAAAUUAUUAAGAAACAAAGUAUAAAGACGUACUUUUAACAUCAAAAAAUUUGUAAACUAGAAUAGGACAAUCCUGUUAUUAUUAAUAAUAUUACAUAUUUAUAAAAUUUAAGAGCAUUUAUCAGCAUAAAUUGUGCCAAAUUUUACAAGAAAAGAGAUAAAAUUUCAUAUUAAAGUUAAUGAAUUUUGAAUUUGUGUUGUGUAUUUAUAUUGGAAAUUAUAAAAAAAUAUUAACUGAAGAUAAUAAUUAAUUAAUUAAAAUCAUCACGAGUUGUUCUUGUUCUUCUAUUUUGAAAUUUGAAUUAAAGAAACCUUUAAAAAAACACAAAUCCAUUAAAUUGGGUCCAAAUACACAGGUACCAAUGUUUGCCUUGCAAAAUUACUAUUCAAGUCUGAGCAGAUUCGGUUUCCUAUUUAUAAUAUAUUUAAUAAAAUAUACAAGCUUUUUGAAAAAUAAAUAAAUAAAGUUUAUGUAGUUGCAGUCAUGUGUUGA